UUUCAGAAACGAAAUAGGCCAGUAAGAGUGACACACUGAUAAGCACUGAGUUUUCAAAAAGGAAACCGAAGACAUUUUGACUGUUGAAGACACAAGUCUGGCUGACAAGACCAAGCCCCGAGCAUGAACUCACAGACCAGGUCCUGCUGUAGGAGGAGCGGAGACUGAAGAAAGCAAUAAAGCUCAUCUUCUUUAUCAGGAUGGGCUGCACCUGCAGUGGCCCGAAGCAAGUAAAAGACGGCAGUUUCUACAAAGCCACACACAAAUCACAGGCCUCACAUUCUUCAAAUCACACGGGACAUGGUGGAAACACAUAUUCGGAAAAUGAUGACACUGUGUAUGUGGCACAACAUGAUUUCAAAGGAACCAACGACAGUGAUCUACCUUUCAUAAAGGGAGAGAAACUUAAAGUUUUACAAGAAAAUGGAGAAUGGUGGCUGGCGAGGUCAUUGUCAACAGGACAGGAGGGCUUCAUACCGAGUAAUUAUGUAUCCAGAACAGAAGCAUUUGAAAUGGAAAAAUGGUUUUUCAAAGACUUGAGUAGGAGAGAGACUGAACGACUGCUUUUAGCUCCUGGAAACAAAGCAGGCAGCUUUCUGGUUCGAGAGAGUGAGACCAGUCAAGGGUCCUUCUCGCUAUCAGUGAGAGAUUUUGUGCCCGAACAAGGAGAUGUGGUCAAACACUAUAAGAUCCGCUGUCUGGACAAAGGUGGCUACUACAUCUCCCCUUCCAACACGUUCCAGUCACUGCAGGAGCUGGUUAAAUACUACACUCGUAAAGCUGAUGGUUUGUGUCAGCGGCUCAAUGCUCCCUGUAAACCUAUGGCACCUCAGCAGCAAUGGGCACACGACGAAUGGGAGAUUCCCAGGGAGACUCUCAAAAUGGUGAAGAAACUGGGGGCUGGGCAGUUUGGAGAAGUGUGGAUGGGUUAUUAUAAGAACACACAGAAGGUUGCUAUUAAGACCUUAAAGGAAGGAACCAUGGAGCCUGAGGCCUUCCUUCAGGAGGCCAACCUGAUGAAGCAGCUGCAGCAUGAGCGGCUGGUGCGCCUUCACGCCGUGGUCACCAGGGAACCCAUUCUCAUUGUCACCGAGUUCAUGGUAAAUGGAUGCCUUUUGGACUUUCUAAAAACAGACGAAGGGAAAAAGUUAAGGCUGAAUAAACUGAUAGACAUGUCAGCGCAGAUAGCUGAAGGUAUGGCGUACAUCGAGAGGAAAAACUACAUCCAUCGAGACCUGCGUGCAGCCAACAUACUGGUCAAUGAGACCCUUCACUGCAAGAUAGCAGACUUCGGCCUGGCACGGAUCAUCGAGUCAGAAUACACAGCCCAUGAAGGUGCUAAAUUUCCCAUUAAAUGGACGGCUCCAGAGGCCAUCAAUUUUGGCACAUUCAGCAUCAAGUCAGAUGUCUGGUCCUUCGGGAUCCUCUUGACGGAAAUUGUCACCUAUGGAAGGAUACCUUACCCAGGCAUGACAAACCCAGAGGUGAUCAGGAAUCUGGAUCGGGCGUACAGGAUGCCACGUCCAGAAGGCUGUCCUGAUGAACUCUACGAAAUCAUGUCAAUGUGCUGGAAACAGAAACCUGAAGACCGACCCACUUUUGAAUUUUUACAGAACACACUCAAUGAUUUCUUCAUCGCCACAGAGGCACAAUAUGAGAUGCAGCCUUGAUUAAAGACAUUUUCUGCUGAUGAACAAGAUCCUUCAAAGCAUCCUGCAGAGUGAAAUGAGACGUGAAUGGAUAGAGGAUUAAUCACACAGGUCUCUUUUUUGAUUGAUCCAACUCAUUUUUUCAUCACCUCAAAUGGACUUUUUUUUUUUUUUUUUUUUUUAAAUUGUGAAUGUAAAAUCUAUUUAAAGUUUCUUCACUUUGUGCAUCUGAAAGCACUUCAAUACAGAGUUUAUAAACUGAAGCUAUGCCAAUUUCAAUGGCAUUUUGUUCUCCUGUGCUUUGACGUCAAGGCUGAUUCUCGGAAUAUGAAGAGAGAGAAUUAAAAUGGAUAUAUGAAGAAUGAAUAGAAAAAUAUGGAUAUUCAAAUGCAUGCAUCAUGCUAAAAGUCAGUUGGAUCAAGGGGAAAAUCAACAAAGGUAAAGUAGCAGAGUAAUCACAUGUGUUGUACAGAAAUAUGCAGCCUGAGAUUAAAUGCACCAUUAUUUGCACUUUUUUAAAAUUUCAGUCAAUCCUUCAGAUGUUGAUGGACAUGAAAACAUGAGCUUUCUAAAGACAAUUUACUCUUGCAUACAUGUUUUUAAAUAAAACAAUAUUUACUUUA
This is a messenger RNA of Sphaeramia orbicularis (orbiculate cardinalfish), 2272 nucleotides long. RefSeq names its product BLK proto-oncogene, Src family tyrosine kinase (gene blk). The record is from RefSeq and is a predicted model, not a curated record. The transcript is spliced from 14 exons. The coding region runs from base 201 to 1670 and encodes 489 amino acids. Gene Ontology annotation, biological process: protein phosphorylation. Gene Ontology annotation, molecular function: protein binding; protein tyrosine kinase activity; ATP binding. Lineage: Eukaryota; Metazoa; Chordata; Actinopteri; Kurtiformes; Apogonidae.